AUGGAAGACAUUGAUGAUGACUACUUCUCCGAUGACCUCGAUGCUCUGCCACCGGCCACGCUAUACGAGCUCGAGCAGCACGCCUAUCAGGCGACUCAAGGCGCCGCGGCUCAACAAGAGCAGCAGAGAACAUUAGAAGAACCUCCUCAGCCCGUGCACUCACGACAGACCGCGGCUACUUUGAAGCCACCGCCCCGGCUUCAUACCGGAUUGACGAAUGACUAUAAUACCCUCGAAGUAGGCGAGUUGGAAGCUGAGGUCUACGACAAUGUGGACGGCCAACAAGCGUUUGUACAGACCCCGUCACGGGCGGUCUCCAACGGUGUAUGGGUCGCUCACGACGCGGACGGUGCAAUGGAGAUCGAUCACGACUAUGGACAGGCGCAAGUAUACGAGACCAAUGCACGCAUGCAGCAGCUCGAACAAGAAAAAGAGCAGAUGCGACGAGAACUUGCAGAAGCGAAAGCACAGGCCGAAACAAAAGCCGGGGAGAUCGCGAUAAUCCGCUCCAAACAAAACCGAAUGGCGGAGGAAUACGAUCGACAGUUGGCGGCACUGAGACAGGCUAUGGCCGAUCAGGAAACUACACACAGAGAAGCGGUUGAUGCAGCCAUGUCGGAGGGCAAAAUGCUGGCAACGGAAAAUUUGUUCCUUCAACAUGACCUGGCCGAAGAGGUGCAUCAACUGCGAAGUUAUAAGACAAGACAUCGUGCCUCGGACAAGGCUGCACCCGUCACGCCGAAGAAGUCGCGAACACUUCCAUUCCGUGAUGGGUUCGAUGAUGAAGAGAUAGCAGUUGUCUCACCGAGCAAGUCGGCGGCACGGUCAAAACGAGGCACGCCGACUGUUCCUGGGAAACGUAAACGGCAGGCAAGUGUCGACAGUCCAGUUCCAUUACAGCUGAGUCCUGCCGGGCACAUCAACACGGCAGAUGCCCCUGCCGAUAUAUCUGAAACGGUCUCGGAAGAACAGCCCAGGCCUCGGGAAUCGAUCACUCAGACUUAUUUCGUCAAGCGAAUCUUCAACCAUCGAAUGCUCCCGGGUCAAGAGACCGACAUCGAGGCGUUUGCCAAGGUUUGCUUCCCUUCGGAGCCACACAAGCCCAUUUCUGGAUUUAUCAUGGAGGAGCUUGCUCGUACAGAUAUGGGUGAUUUUCUGCUCGAGUAUAUGUAUACGAUCGGACAGCUGUGGCGACGAGCCCUCACGGAGCGAUUCUACAAGCCAGUGCCCCGCUUCAUGGCUCUCACUCGAUAUGUCCUGAUGAUGGAUGUCGCCCCUCUUCCUGGCCUGGUGGGUGCUCUGGUGGGUGUGCUUCAAGAUUCGGUCGAAGUGAAUGCCGUUCCACGAUUCAAGUACUCUCCAGCAGCUCGAGAGAAGGCUCGUAUUCCGAGAUCAACACCACAGUCCGAUCUGCAUCUCGAAGUCGACUCAACAGAAGCCCUUCAUCUGCUAUACUACAUAUCAUCACAACUAUUGCAUGUGAAAGGCGCGCUAGAUGACCUGUGGACACAGAUCCGCUACACUUUUGUUCUUGUGAUGCUGCAUGGUUCCCAGCCACUCAAAGACAUCAUGGUCAUGUUGCCAUUUCUGUCUACAAGUAUCCGCGCCGGCUCAUUUGGUCCCAUUAUGUCAUCUGAGCAGGACCAAGCGGACGUACAAAAAUGGAUCAUCGAUCGUCUUUCGUUCAUGCUCAGUGAGGCAGUCACGCCAGAUGAAGGCUGCGAGUCCUACACAGCACACGACAUAUGUGCAAUGCGCCUUGAGGUUCUCUUGCUCUUGGAGUCUUUAGCAUUCAAUCCGCCCGCUCCGUCAAAGGACCAUGGCAGUGAGAUUAUUGCCACACAUCCCACAGCCUUGCCACGUCUGUUUCGAUCGAUGCACGACGAGCUCGAUGCGCUUUAUUCCUCUCCACCCGAGCAGGAACUUCGGGUAGCGAUGGUCAAUGGACUAAUGCGCCUGAUCUUUGGGGUCAUGCGCCGCCACGGUCCAUUAAUCAACAUGCAGGAGAAACUAGCUUCCGUGUCAGGAAGUAAACAGAAACACUUGGUGGUCCUCACGCGUCUGGCAUUUUGUGAUGGGUCAGUUCUGGAGGCGGGCAUCGAUGACGAGACAGUAGACAUGGCACACGAGCUUCUGGAAGAGUGGACGAAUCCACAAGAGGCAGAGUCCUUGGCCGAGGCAUUCCCCAGUUCUCGUCGGGAUUAG
Messenger RNA from Penicillium oxalicum, 2205 nucleotides. RefSeq lists its product as uncharacterized. The record is from RefSeq and is a predicted model, not a curated record. Bases 1 to 2205 code for a protein of 734 amino acids. NCBI's taxonomy places the organism in Eukaryota, Fungi, Ascomycota, Eurotiomycetes, Eurotiales, Aspergillaceae. The transcript is spliced from 2 exons.